Molecule: messenger RNA, 1621 nt
Organism: Capsicum annuum
Lineage: Eukaryota; Viridiplantae; Streptophyta; Magnoliopsida; Solanales; Solanaceae
Product: 50S ribosomal protein L24
Exons: 6
Coding region: 900-1379 (159 amino acids)
Biological process (GO): translation
Cellular component (GO): ribosome; mitochondrion
Molecular function (GO): RNA binding; structural constituent of ribosome
Source: RefSeq, a predicted model, not a curated record
UCUUUCUCUCUUCUUCAAUAUUAUUGGCAUUUUUCUUUUCCUUUUUUAAAAUGUUUGUGAAAAUUAAUCAUUUUUUUCUCAAUUUUGUUUAUGGGAUAUCAAGAUUGUUAAGAGUUAGGUGACCAUUUGAUUAAUUAAGCUGUUGUACUGAAAUUUUUGUGCUUAGAGGAAAAAAUCACGUUUAACUGGAUUUAUUGACUUGGUGCUUAGAUGGGUUUCCAAUAGAUUUCACUUUUUCAUGAUUCUUGCUUAAUUUUUAUUUUAUUUUGGACUUUAUGUGUUUUAUGGAAAAUACAACCAUUCUUGAAAAUGUGAUGUAUAUUUUGUUGGAUAACCGUGGUGUCUGGGCCAGCUUACGCGCUGUUGGUAAUUGAAUGAAUCUGAGACCUCAUGGUGCUCAAUCCACUUCAUUGAAUGACUAGGCCACACCUUAGGUGUGACAAUGUCCUCGGAUAUGUUGCAGCAGUUAUAUACAAAAAUUUGUCAAGGGCACAUUUGCUUUUAUAAAGAAAGUUCUCUCCAGAUCACAGUAUGGAGCUGUAAAAUAUGAAACAGACCUGUAAAGUUGCAUCUGUUGGCUCUGCGAUUGAUGCUUCAUUUGUACUUAUACCGUUCCCCCUGCUAUUUGCGGGUUGUAAUUUUGUUUUUGUUUGUUUUAGGUUCUUGUAUGUGAGAUUUUGUAUAUAGUGUGUAUGAGGAGAGGUAGAGGUAGGCUGAAGCAAUAUUGGGGAGACUUGAUUAGGCAGGACAUGACACAACUUCAACUUAUCGAGGAUAUGACCCUAGAGAGGAACGUAUGGAGGCUGCGGAUUACAUAGAAAGUUAGUUGGUAGUUGAGCUUUGUCUUGCUUUUCAAAGCUAACUGCAAAGAAAGGAGCUUUUACUUUGAUUAAGCUCAAAUGGGGUGGAAAAGUUAUCAGAAACUCAUUCAUCAGUGGAGAAUUCUCAGAGGAGAUAAUGUCAUGAUUAUCAGAGGAAAAGAUAAAGGCGAGACUGGUAUCGUUAAGCGUGUCGUACGUUCUCAAAACCGUGUAAUUGUCGAGGGGAAAAACUUGGUCAAGAAACAUAUCAAACAAGGGCAAGGCCAUGAAGGUGGAAUAUUUACAGUUGAAGCCCCGCUGCAUGUAUCCAAUGUUCAGCUUGUAGAUCCAGUCACAGGGAAACCAACCAAGGUCGGAAUUAGAUACCUGGACGAUGGCUCCAAAGUAAGAGUGUCGAGAGGUAUAGGAGCAUCAGGUUCUAUAAUUCCCCGGCCCGAGAUCUUAAAAACAAGAACCACACCAAGGCCUACAGUUGCUGGUCCUAAGGAUACUCCAAUGGACGUUGUCAUGGAGAGGACAUAUGAUCCAAAAACAGGAAAAGGCAUGCCAGAUCUCUAAAGAAAAUGUGGUGCAGAAGCUAGUAAUCUAAUGCAAUACUUUUGUGAGAACACGGUUGUUAUUUAUUUCAUUUUAGAAACUCUUAACACUGUUUGUCUUUAGACCAACAGAAUUUGCUGUCUCCUUUGUAACAGAUAAAUAUCGUCAACCGUGAGAAUUAUGGUAAGAGAACAUAAAAGUUUUUGGCAGUUGUAUCAUGUUUGAAUGUCUUCAUCAAUAUUUAAGCUAAAGUUUUUUUUUGA